This is a messenger RNA of Cavenderia fasciculata, 1152 nucleotides long. RefSeq lists its product as uncharacterized. The transcript has 6 exons. Bases 1 to 1152 code for a protein of 383 amino acids. Lineage: Eukaryota; Evosea; Eumycetozoa; Acytosteliales; Cavenderiaceae. The record is from RefSeq and is a predicted model, not a curated record.
AUGAUUAUCAAUGAAUAUGCGGGGGCAAAAAGACUUGGCAUCAAAGUUAGCAGUCCCUCCUACAUAUUUUUAGGAUAUGGAAUCCAUCCGAUGAGACUUGCCAAGAAGCAAGCAAUCAAACAAGUAAAGGGCCAAGUCAAGACACAAGAAUUGAAACAAGAAAAAAAGAAACCAAACAAACCAAAGAGACAAAAGAAAGAGGAAAAGAAACAAGCAAGAGACCUCUUGUUUAGAGAAUUUGAUAAUUGGUUAGCCAAUCAUAUUGAAUACAAUGGCAACAAGAAGAUGUCAAAUGCAGAGUUGUGUGAACAAAUAGAUAAGGUUCAAGGUUUGCAACAAUUUACCAAACAGCUCACUACUCGUAGUUUAAACGAGAGAUGUUUAAUCGAUAGUGCAUAUUAUAGAUUGAAAUGCUUUUUCAAGAAGAAUCGUCUCAGAUAUAUUCGUCGUCGUGGUAUUAGAUACCUCCACCUUUCAUUCAAAAAGCCAACAACAACAACAACAACAACUUCAACUCAAACCAUUACAAUGCCAAAAGGAUUGGGGCAACUUCAAAUCGUUUAUCCACACUCUCCAUCUCUCAACAUUACCGUCGUAAAGGUAGAGAAGGAAGAAGAAGAUGAUGAUGAUGGAAUUACCAACAAAAGCAACAACAACAACAACAACAACAACAUUGUGUUCAAUACACAAUUCAAAUAUCUUCAACAACAAAUCAAUUUCUCAACAACACUGCCAAUGGCAAUAAUACCAACAAUAUUUUCAACAACAAAAAAGAUGAAAUCCAAUUCUAAUUAUAACUCGAAAAUCUAUUUACUUUUAACAAUAAUAAUAAUAAUAUUUUUCUAUUUAUUAACUUUUACAAAUGCUGGAAUAACUAAAGUAAAACAACAAAAUAAUACAUUGACAAUAGAUUUCCUACCACAAAUAAUGAUAUUGUUCCAACAACAAAUGAUCGAUGAUGGCAUGAUCAUAAAUAUCAAACCAUUUUGUAAAUCAAUGUAUGGCUUUAGUCCGUUGGUGUGUACCUUUCCACAAGGUGUACCAUCUUGUGAUACUCUCCGACUCUAUGGAGCCACAGGCAUUGGUGGAACAAAUCUUGAUAUGAGAUUUCCAUUUAUUUGUAAUGUAACAACAACAACAACAACUGACUAA